Messenger RNA from Trichobilharzia regenti, 4520 nucleotides. Lineage: Eukaryota; Metazoa; Platyhelminthes; Trematoda; Strigeidida; Schistosomatidae. The record is from the annotation of a GenBank genome assembly.
GUUUUAAUCACCGUGUGCUCUGUCAGCAAACAUGUCUUCGAUGGAGGGUGAACAUGCGGAUUUUGAUGAUGAUCAUGAUAGGGACGAGGGUUUUCCUGACGAAGACACUCCAUUUCAUUCAGAUAACGCCUUUUCAGAUGACGGGCGUUAUCAGGAUGAUGGCCGGUACCCUGACGACCGUUAUCCUGAUGACUCACCUGUGCAUAAACAUGAUGACCGUUACCAAGGUGGUGGACCCCGUCAAAUGAGGAUGAUGAGGUAACGCUUGAUGAGUUUAGAGUUUUGAAAUUUGGUUUUUAAUGUACCGACAUAACUCACUUUCGUGUUUGGACUUUCAGACCUCAGUUCCGCCCAAGGUUUCAGGGUGGUUACCGUGGGCAUCCCCGAAUGCAAUGCAUGGCGGCCGAGGAAAUUUUAUGCGGCCAGGAAUGGGUCACCAUCGUGGUCCGGCUUAUGAUGGUUAUGGCCCACCUCCGAUGGGUAUGCAAAGAGGAUAUCCACCUAGAUUCAGUCCUCAGUAUCCAGGACGUUAUCAAGGUGUGAAUGAUGAUCAGAUGGAUGAGCAAAUGGAUGAUUCUCACCCACCAAACGAUAUGAACUAUUCAGGUCAUGGAGGGGAUAUGCAGAUGCAUCCCAAUAAUUUUUCGAAUAUGCAGCAUAUGCGCAUGCGUGGUCCACCACCACCAUUCAUGUCCAACAACAAGUCAAUGCCUCCUGAUCACCAGCAGCCCUCGGCAGUUCCACCCCCUGGAUCAGCCUCAUCAGGGCCUCAGAACUAUAGUGGAAAUGCCCCGCCAUUUAAUAACAAUCAGGGGCCUCACUAUGGAGGACCUCAGUCUACGUUCGGCGGGCCUCCUGGUCCUCAAUACUCAGGGUCCCAAAACGCACCGCCUUUCAGUGGUCAACCUUUCAAUGGACCACCCGGCUCUCAGUACAACGGUCCUCAAUACAAUGGUCCACCUGUGUCCCAGAUGAACUCAUCCUCUUGUGAUUCUAACGCGGGGCCACCAGCAGGCGUUCAAUUUGCACCACCCGUCAGACCUUAUGGGGCACCUGGUCCUUAUCCCGUGCCUCCUGCUCCUUUCGGUCCUCCUGGACAGGGACCCCAAAGCACUGGUUCGUUCAAUGGAUCUUCACAGUUCCCAGGAGGUCCUAACUGUCCUCCAACGACUACUCCACAAGGUGCCACCAACAACAUGCCUCCACUAGCCGGUGCUCCUGUUCCUGUCGCACCACCGGUUGCAGCUCCUGCUCCAGUUUGUCCUCAGACAACGGCUCAGCCACCAGGCACUCAAACUCCUGCUGCUCCAGUGACAGCUCCACCGGCAGUCCAGCCACCUGUUUCAAAUGCACCUCCACCGUUUCCUUUUCCAGCUCCAAUCCCGUCGGGUACUGAUGGUAAGUUGGAUAACAUGCGUUUAUCUGGUAGUACUAUUGCGAGACAGUCAUCAUCAGCAAAUGUUUUUACACUGUCAGCAAACUUAAUUGGUUUUUUAUUCUCACAGCUCCACAUUUCGGAAUCCCACCACCUUGUUUUGGUGCAAUGCCAGCAGCCCCACCUCGACCCAUGGUUAUGCAAACGAUUCCAGGUCCUGGGAUGCCCCCUGGUACAUUGCCAUGUCCAACUAUGCCACCUAUGCCGAUGAUGGGUCCUCCACCACUUCCAGGCAUGCCUCCAAUGCCGCAUCCUAUGUCACAUUUUCGCCCUCCAAUGCCGUUUAUGCCACCCGUAAUGCCAGUCAGCGCCUUCCCACCAACCAUGAUGCAACCAAGAGUUGUGGAUGAUAUAUGGGUUGAAAACCUUACGGCUGAAGGCAAGUCAUAUUAUUACAACAUGCGUACCCGUGAGACGCGCUGGGACAAACCUGAAGGUGUCACCGUUGUUCGUCAAGGUGAGGUGGAAGGCACAGUAAAGCCUGCUACUGCAUUCCCAGUGGCUGCAGCGGCUGUAUCUACGAGCGCUAAUACACCCGUUUCAACAGCAGUCACACCUGCUAAGCCUCCGGAGGUCGCAGUAUGGACAGAAUAUCAUAAUCAGGAUGGGAAGGCAUAUUAUCACAAUAUAAAGACUGGUGAGACUACAUGGGAAAAGCCAAAGGUGUUAGUGGACUGGGAAAACAAGUCAGAUCCAAACUCCAAUCAGAAGGCUCCAGAACAGCCGGCUCCUACUCCAGCAGCUAAAGAAAAUACAACUCCGACAAACACAACGGCACCCGUUGCUGAAAAUAAAAAACCGGUAACAGUGGAGUCGACUGACAACUCUAAGGUAGAAAGUUCGAAGUCUGAGGCUGAUAAGAAUAACGCGAAUGAGUCAAAUGAACAGGAGUCAAAAACUGAUUCCACGAAAGCGUCGAAAGAUAGUAGCAGACCUGUGUCAAGCACAGCGGUACACGGGACUCCAUGGUGUGUUGUAUGGACAGGAGAUGGUCGUGCUUUUUUCUUCAAUCCUAGUCAGCGUCUCUCUGUUUGGGAAAAACCUGAAGAGCUUAAAGGUCGUGCAGACGUUGAUCGACUACUGGAAAAACAACCAAAUGCCCCUUCUUCAGAUAAGACAAAAUCACCAAAACCAAGUACGGCGAAUGAUGAUGGUGCUGAAGCUGCUGAUGGGAGUUCUGCCCCCAAAAAAGCACGUCUCGAAAAUGACGAUGUAAAUGGUGUUGCAACUGAAGCGGAUGUACCUGCGGCUGAACCAGCGGAGGAGAAUGAUGCAGAUAAGUCUGGCAGCACAUUGGAUAAGAUCCCAGUAGGAAUGGAAGCUGCCAAGGAAGCUGAAGAGAGAGCCGCCCGAGAACGAGCUGUACAGCCGUUGGAAGUUCGUGUGCGAAGGUUCAGGGAAAUGUUAGUUGAGAUGCAGGUUUCAGCAUUUUCUACCUGGGAGAAAGAACUACAUAAGAUUGUGUUCGAUCCGCGUUAUCUACUACUGGCAAGUAAAGAAAGAAAACAGACAUUCGAAGCCUACGUCAGGGAGCGUGCUGAGGAAGAACGGCGUGAAAAGAAAAGUAAACUAAAAGAGAAAAAAGAAAAGUUCAUAGAACUAAUGGAUGAGGCGGGACUAAACUCAAAGUCUUCAUAUAGUGAUUUCGCUGCCAAGUAUUCCAAAGAUGAUCGCUUUAAGGGAAUCGAAAAAUCUCGUGAUCGUGAAGCUAUGUUUCAAGAUUACCUGGCCGACUUACGUAAACGGGAAAAGGAGGACAAGCAUCGUGAAAAAGAGAAAGUCAAACUGGAUUUCUUCAAUUUGUUGAAAGAACAGAAAGGCAUAACUCGAUAUACUCAUUGGACAGAUGUAAAGCGCAAAGUGGAUUCUGAUCCUCGGUAUAAAGCUGUAGAUUCCUCCUCAAAAAGAGAGGAUUUGUUCAGAGAGUUUAUUCGUAAGCUUGACGAAACUCCUGCUGUUCGAGAAGACAGUUAUACACGAAAAGAGCGAGAGAAGAAAGAACGUCAAGAAGCCUCCAUAAGAGAACGUGAGAAGGAAGUGAAAGAAGCGUUAUCUUCUUCGUUAAGAGAAAGAGACAAGGAACGGGAACAGCAUUUACGCAACGAGCAAGAGACAAAUUUCCAUACAAUGCUACAGGAUUUGAUACGUGAUCCUAGUCUUACAUGGAAAGAAGCAAAGAAAAUACUUCGCAAAGAUCCUCGAUGGGAAGGUGUUAGUGAUGUGUUUGAACGAUCAGAACGAGAAGAAAUGUUUGAGGAGCACAUCAAUAAUUUAUCAAAAAAGUCUCGAGAGAUAUUUCAUCGUUUGUUGAGUGAAACCGAAGGAAUGUCUUUUGAUUUAUCCUGGAAAGAAGCGAAAAAGAUAAUUAAUACUGAUCCUCGUUUUGAAAAGAUUCCAAGCGAUAGAAAAAAAGAAUCAGAAUUCAGCCUAUGGGUUGAUAUGAAAAAAAAUCAGGCUAAAGAAGCUUUUAAAGAACUUCUCAAAGAAACUAAGAUAAUCAAUGCUCGAACUAAGAGAACUCUUGAGGAGAAUGAAAAUCAUAUAGCCGAUAUAAUGGAAGCUCUUGAGAAAGAUAAAAGGUUCAUCGCUUUAGACGCUUUCGAGGAUGAACGCAAUUCCCUGAUAGAAGAUUAUAUUGACAGUUUAGACAAAAAGCGUACACCAACUCCAGUCUCUAUAUCGUCGAAAGAACCCACCAAUCGACGAUAGAACCUAUAAAACACAGUGAACAUCAAUCUCUAUCUUCAUUUUGCAUUUUUUCUCUUUCUCUCUCUCUCUCCUUUGGAUUCAUCAAAGUCUACACAUAUUUUCUCGCUCUUCUUUUUUCAUACACACCUAGUUUUGUCACAUAUACUCUUUCAAGUUCUUAAAAUUUCAUAAUAGAAUGUUGUUGGUACAACUCUCUGAAGAUAACUUGUAAUACUUGUUAUACUGUUAAAUAAAAACAACUUGAAAAUCUGGUUUUCUUUUGUUAUUUUCUAAAACAAUCUGGUUAAGUGUGUGGUCUAGUGAAAUUUUGUGAAGCAGUCGUCAUUUUCUGGAGUGUUCAACAUUACUUAUUAAUCAUUGAUGUCGGGGAUGUGGU